GGGAAGUAUAGUGAUAGGAAAGUCGCUAUUGUCUUCUACAAGGGUGCAAAUUCACCGUUGACUGCAGAUGUGACACCGCAAGAGCAUGCACACAAAGCUUGCCACAGACUUCACUCCUGACAUGACUUUUGUAGGCCGAAAAUGUCGCUUCUUGCUCAGCACAGAAGCUAAUGCAACACGUUCCCGAAAUGCAUAUUGCUGAAUCUGCAAUAUCUAUGGGGCAUAUGGAGUAUGGAUUUCACUUCUCUCUACAUGCAAUUUACACAGCUAUUGAGACUUUUCCAUGUGCAGCAGAGGUGAAGAAACACAGAACACAUAAGAAUGCAAGGACACAGAGUCCCACCACCGAUGCUCAGGCAAAGGGGGACGUCACAAGGACAACGGCCGGUUUUUAGCCUAGAUCUGAAAGAUGCCCACCAAGAAAUGGCUCCCGCUGGCCAUCCUUUUCAAGCUCACUCUGCUGACAGACUUCCUGCUUGGUCAGAAGAAUCCUUGUGAAAAUGGUUUCUGUCGCCAUCCUGUUGGAGACCUACUUGUGGGUCGCGGUGACAGCCUAACAGCUUCAUCCACAUGCGGACUGUUUGAGCCUCAAAAAUACUGCAUUAUCGGCUACCUGGAGGAUGAGCAGAAAUGUUUCACCUGUGAUUCCAGAUACCCGUAUAAUCCAGUCUUCCAGGCCGAGAGUCACUUAAUUGAAAAUGUUAUCACAACUUUUGAGCCAGAUCGGAAGAAGUGGUGGCAGUCUGAAAACGGUGUUGACCAUGUCAGCAUCAGGCUGGAUUUAGAAAAUCUGUUUCAGUUCAGCCACCUUAUCCUGACUUUCAAGACAUUCCGGCCUGCAGCAAUGUUGGUGGAGCGCUCCACAGAUUAUGGUCAAACCUGGAAAGUGUUUAGAUAUUUUGCGCAAGACUGUGCUACUUCUUUCCCUGAUAUUCCUUCGAGGCCAGCCACCACUGUUGGAGAUGUUGUUUGUGACUCAAGAUAUUCAGAUAUCGAGCCAUCCACUGAAGGGGAGGUUGUUUUUAAAGCUCUGGAUCCCAGCUUUGAAAUAGAAGAUCCCUACGCCCCAUACAUCCAAGAGCUUAUUACCUUAACAAACCUGAGAAUAAACUUUACUAAGCUUCACACUCUUGGAGAUACUUUACUCGGACAAAAGCGGCGUGAUCCUCUGGAAAAAUACUACUAUGCGCUUUACGAGAUGAUAGUUCGCGGAAGCUGUUUUUGCAAUGGUCACGCCAGCUACUGUGGCCCAGUGCAAAAUCUGAGGGGUGAUGUUUUCCAUGAGCCUGGAAUGGUCCAUGGGAGCUGCCUCUGCGAGCACAACACAGACGGCUUGUCCUGUGAGAGGUGCAAAGAUUUCUACAACGAUGCUCCCUGGAGGCCAGCAGAAGGAUCGCAGGAAAAUGCUUGCCAAAAGUGUGAGUGCAAUGGUCAUUCUGAAAGCUGCCACUUUGAUAUGGCUGUGUACCUUUCUAAUAACCGCAUCAGUGGUGGGGUAUGCGAAGAUUGUCAGCAUAAUACCAUGGGGCAGCACUGUGAUCGCUGCAAGCUUUUCUUUUAUCAAGACCCAGAGAGGACAAUUUCGGACCCUCGUGCAUGUAUCCCUUGUGAAUGUGACCCUGAAGGUACAUUGUACAAUGGGCUGUGUGAGGAUCGUACAGACCCAUUUCUUGGAACCACUGCUGGCCAAUGCCACUGCAAGGAAAACGUCGAAGGAGUUCAUUGCGACAAGUGCAAGCCAAACUACUAUGGGCUGAGUGGAAGUGAUCCUCUGGGCUGUCAGCCCUGCAGCUGCAACCCUUCAGGAAGCUUGUCUUUCUCUGCUUGCGACCCAGUGACUGGAGAGUGUCUGUGCCAGCGGUUUGCCACUGGGCAACAUUGCGAGGAAUGCCCUCAAGGAUACUGGGGCCUUGGGAGCAAUCUACACGGAUGUUCCCCCUGUGGCUGUGACAUUGGCGGUGCCCACAAUAACUUGUGCGCACCUACUAACGGUCAGUGUGAGUGCCUUCCGAACAUCGUGGGCCGUCAGUGUUCUGAGCCAGCUCCAGGCUACUUCUUCUUACCUUUGGACUAUUAUAUAUAUGAAGCCGAAGACUCAAUGCCACUCCCAGGAUCUUCACCUUUGGUUCAGCCCACAGCUUUACCAUGGUGUGAUGUCUAUUUUCGGCAACAAGGUUAUGAUUUCAAAAUUGAAAAUGGAAAGAUCGUAUUGAACAGAAACAAGAAACGAGGCAUAAGAAAAGCAGCCGUUGGACAGGAUUCAAUUCUGUUUGGCAGGAACCCUGCUCUGGAUGUUGUUAUUAGAGAGUCUGUUGCUGGAAAACCUGUGACAUGGUCAGGGCCGGGUUUUGUACGAGUUCGGAAUGGAGCGGGGUUAAGAUUUACCGUCAACAACAUCCCUUUCCUGAUGGAUUUUAAUAUCAUCAUUCGCUAUGAGCCAGAGACUUUAGAAGACUGGAUAGCAAGCAUUGCUGUAAAGACUUCAGGUUCUAGAGGAAGCGAACACUGCGGGAAAACAGCGGCCCUGCAAGAGCCACACUCACUUGCUCUACCAUAUACAUCAAGAAUGGAGCUGCUACCUGCUGCUGCAUGCUUCGAACCAGGAACAGAAUAUUUUGUAGAUGUCUAUUUUUCCAAGUCUUCUGCCUCUGAUCCAGGGACCCGGUCAUCCAUAUUGGUUGAUUCACUUGGACUUAUUCCUAGAAUCAGUUCAGUGGAAAACUUUUGCGACAAAUCUGAUUUAGAAGAGUACCAGCAGUAUCACUGCAUUGAAAUAGCUUCAGAAAUUGGACCGCAUAUCCUACCAGAAGCAUGUGAAAAACUAAUAGCAAGCCUGUCUGCCCGUAUUCACAAUGGAGCAGUUUCCUGCAGGUGCCAUCCACAAGGGUCAAUGAACUCUAACUGCGAGAAACUUGGAGGUCAAUGUCAAUGCAAACCGAAUGUCAUGGGGCGCUGUUGUGAUAAAUGCUCAGCCGGAAGCCAUAGUUUUGGGUCUCAAGGUUGUCUUUCAUGUGACUGCCAUCCUCAAGGAUCCGUGAGUGCUCUGUGUGACCAGGUGACAGGGCAGUGUUCAUGCCGGCCAGAAACAGAUGGCCGACGGUGCAGUCAAUGCCUGGCUGGGUACUUUGGAUUUCCCCAUUGUCGGCCUUGCCCUUGCAAUGGCUUUGCGGAACUGUGUGACGCUCAGACUGGAGCAUGCUUGGACUGCAGAGGGUUUACAGCUGGAGCCAACUGUGAAAGAUGUGUAGAUGGUUAUUAUGGAAACCCUCUCAAAGGAGAGCCGUGUCGUCCAUGCAUGUGCCCAGACGCUCCAACAAGCAGUAGGUACUUUGCCCAUUCCUGUUACCAAGAUCCUUGGACUUUGCUAUUAGUCUGCAACUGUCUUGUGGGCUAUUCAGGUGAUCGGUGUGAUGAAUGCCCCGGUGGGUUCUACAGGAAUCCAAAUGCAGUAGCCAGCCAAUGUCUUCCAUGCUCCUGUAAUAAUAACAUUGAUGUGGCAGAUCCAGACUCCUGCAACAAGGACACUGGGGAGUGUUUGAAAUGCUUGCACAACACCCAUGGACCAAGCUGCGAGUUCUGUAAACCAGGUUACUUUGGAUCAGCACUCCUUCAAAACUGUAGAAAAUGUGACUGCAACCCUUUGGGUGUGGACCCAGUGAAAUGCCCAUCUGGAAAUGGCUUUUGCCUGUGUGAUCAGAUGACGGGAAUAUGCCCUUGCUUGCCUCAUGUGGUAGGCACCAAGUGUGAUCAGUGCGCUGCUGGCUACUGGAACAUGAUCCAGGGAACCGGAUGUCGCAUCUGUGACUGCAAUCCAAGACAUUCCCAGAACAACUUAUGUGAUCAGCUCACAGGUCAAUGUCCGUGUAAAGUGGGCUAUACUGGAAGACGUUGCGACGCAUGCGAUGAAAAUUAUUUUGGUGAUUCUCAAAUCCAUUGUUUCUCGUGUAAGUGUAGCACGGACGGCACUCUGACACCCGGGUGUGAUAAAGACACUGGAGCCUGCAACUGCCGUGUUGGGGUCACUGGAAGAUUCUGUGACCAAUGUGCUCGGGGCUACAUCCAGGAAUUCCCUUCCUGCCGCCGCUGCCACGUUUGUUUUGAUCAGUGGGAUAACGCCAUUACUUCCCUGUCUCAGAAAAUCCAAAAAUUAAUGAGGUUUGCCGCAAUGCUGGGAGAUAAGAGACAGACAAUGCCUGGCUGUGAUGUAGACCUCAAAGGCCAUGAAGAUACAAUUUCUGAAAUAGAAAGAAUCCUAAAAAACCCCACCCUCUUGCCAGAGGUGCUGUUGAGCAUGAAGAAGGAGCAUGGCUACAUUCGACAAAAGGUUUCGGAAAUGUAUCAGCAACCUGACUUUCUGGACCAGUUCCCUGACCUCAACAGUAUGAUAGAAGGCAUUAGGAAAGAUGCUGACCAUCUGUCUGAAACCCUGCAAAAGAUGUCUGAGCUGCAUCAAAGGAAUAAUUACAUGCACCUCCAAGAUUCCCUCAACAAAAUAAAUAACUAUUACCAAAUAAUGUUGUCGGCCGGAGAGAGAAUCAGUGGCUCAAAGUCUGUCCUAACACAUGGAGGAAAAACCAGGAGUAAUACAUUUCGCAUGUUAGAUGAUUUAGUUUCAAAAGAAAGUGCUGCAUUGGGGCAGCUGAAGUUGUUCAACACUUCAGAUAUUCAACAUCUAAAUGAAAAGAUAUGUGGAUUACCAGGAAACUUCCCUUGCGGUGUAUCAGAUUGUGGUGGGGCUUUAUGCCGAGAUAGCCAGGGAAACAGACAUUGUGGCGGCCCAAACUGUAAUGGAGCACUCCCUCUUUCUACAAAUGCUAUCAGAGAAGGACGUCAGACAGUCCUGUUGUUAAAUAACUUGACCAACCAAAUGCAAGGAUCUGAAGAGAAGAUUGAAAGCAUAAGGAAAAUGACUGGGGAUACCAAAAAGAAAGCCUCGCUGAUGGCUGAAGAGCUGGAGAAAAAUAAAGAUCAAAUAGAAAGGGAAAGAGAAAACAUCAAAGAGCUCAUCAAGAGAUUGAAGAACUUUCUCUUAGAGGAGAGUGCCCCACCAGAAGACAUAGAGAAAGUUGCAAACUAUGUCCUGGGCCUCCAGUUGCCAGGGUCUCCCCAAGAGCUAAGCAUGGUGCUCGACAAACUCAAGAGCCUCAUGGCACACUGUGAGGUCUCCCCGACAGAGGUGAAUGGGUUAAGUAAGCAAAUGGAAGAGGCACAGGGACUAUUGGCAAAAGCACAAGAAGCUGAGAAAGUAGCAAAAGGUCUCCCAACACCUGAUGAAUUGCUAAGCAGCUUGAAAGACAUUGAAAACAUUCAACGGCAAACCAGAGAUGACUUUGCAAAGUUAAAUGGAACAAUAGAAGAAACCAAAACAAAAAUCGCAAAGGCUGCGAACCAAAUGAACAAGACGGAUGAUGAAUUAGUGGACUUUUCAGAAAAGCAGUCAGAGCUGGAAGAUGAAAUCGCUUCCUUGAAGACAAAAUUGCAGAUGAGCAGGGGCCAAGUCACCAAUGCUAAAUCGGAGGCCGAAAAAAGCACAGAAUCAAGCUGUAGCGACUAAUAAGGAAUUUGCUAAUCUUAAAAAAGAAUAUGCCGGUUUACAAGAAAAGCUCAAAGCCAAAGGCCUUCCUUUGGAAACCUUAGAGAAACUGAAUCGGUUGAGAAAU
Messenger RNA from Podarcis muralis (Common wall lizard), 5660 nucleotides. NCBI's taxonomy places the organism in Eukaryota, Metazoa, Chordata, Lepidosauria, Squamata, Lacertidae. The record is from RefSeq and is a predicted model, not a curated record.